AAAUUGGGAAUCUUGAACAAACACAUGAUAAUGAAUUAAAUUCGGUCAGACGCAAUCUUGAAUUGAACCAUGACGCCGUCAUAAAAGAACCCACAACCCUUAGAUCUCAGCAGGUUGAAGAACUUACGCAAGCUAUAGAGGACAUUAAAACAAAUCACUCUCAAGAAAUUAAAACUCUAAAGGCAUCGGCUGAUCAAGGUUUUUACAAAA
Scutellospora calospora is the source of this 210-nucleotide messenger RNA. NCBI's taxonomy places the organism in Eukaryota, Fungi, Glomeromycota, Glomeromycetes, Diversisporales, Gigasporaceae. The record is from the annotation of a GenBank genome assembly.